ACUCCAACUCCAGCACAGAGCGAAUAUCACAAAAAUUGCCUGCCAAUUCUUUCGCUCUCUCGAGAACGUCAAUAAAGAGGAAACACAUAAAAUACGGUGGACAGGUAAACAGGAAGUGGCGAAAAAAAUCUUAAAAUACGGCAACGCUGGCAACAUUGACAACAGCUGCAGCGAAUUAUUACAGUAACUACAAGACACAGCCACCACAUUCAGCAUUCAGAGCGAUAGUUGUUAGCGUCGAGUGCCGUUAAACCUGCUGCCGCCGCCGCAGCCGCUGCCAGACAUAAGCAGCAGCAGCGCAGCAGUGGGCAGCGAUGAGUACCCAGCAGGAACAACAGUAGUGACGUUACCCCAACUGCCUAAGAAAUCGCUACUGUGAGACUGCAAGAGACACAGAGUGUCUGGAGAGAGGAGAGUAAGGGAGUGCAGCUGUUAUAGGAGAGAAAAAGUAGGUUUUCACAAGUGUAAGCAGCGGAGGUGGGGGGUAGCAACCUAAUGCAAAACAAUAUGGUGAGCAUACCAGCGGCCAAUUUGAACGGUGGCCUCAAGGCAUCCAACGGCAGCGGCACCGUCGUUGGCGUCGGCGUCGCCGGAACAGUGCUGGCCAAUGGGCAGCGCGUAUUCCUAACGCCCGCGUCCAGCUAUCAUUUAGCCGCACGGCAAGCAACGGUCAGCGGGUCUGUGACCUCUAGCAUGGGCAUGGGCAUGGUGUCCACGUCCAAAGGCGCCAGCAGCAGCAGUCUCGGCGGUGUCGGCGGUGGCAGCAACGCGACUGUGGCAUCAUCGACGAGCACGACGGCGGGUACUGUGCGCUAUUUCUCGCAGUUUAGCAAGCUGCAGCCGGUGCAGCAACUGCAGAACAGUGCUGGGCAACUAAAGCUGCUCAAUGGCGAUACGAUGGUGUUAGUCAACGGCACGAAACCGCUCAUCUUCGCCAGUCCCAAUAGCAAGUUGCUGACAACAACAACGGCAACAACAAUAAGUGCAUCAUCAGCAGAGGCAACAACUACGGCAACUGCAACAACAACCGCAGCAACAACAACAGUUCCUAAUGGUAACAGGGUGUUAAUGAACAAGCAGCAACAACUACAGAUACAACAACAACAACAACAACAGCCAGCGACUGUGAUUGAUGAGGCGCAGCAUGGGGAGCCGCAGCUGGAAGAUGACGGCGAUAUAAUCCAGAUCAAGCAGGAGGAUGGUCAGCAACCACAACAGCAACAGCAGGGUGAUCCAAUGGCCGCCAGCAAAGCCACCGAUCCGGAUGCCGAGCCGGAGCUGGAUAUAGUGAUUAACAAUGUGGUGUGCUCUUUCAGUGUGCGUUGCCAUCUAAAGCUGCGGGAGAUCGCGCUGAAUGGUUCCAAUGUGGAGUAUAGGCGGGAGAACGGAAUGGUCACCAUGAAGCUGCGUCGUCCCUAUACAACGGCCUCCAUUUGGUCAUCUGGCCGAAUUACGUGUACGGGCGCCACCUCUGAGUCGCAGGCCAAGAUCGCAGCUCGGCGCUAUGCGCGCUGCCUAAGCAAACUCGGAUUCCCGACCCACUUUCAGAACUUUCGCAUUGUGAAUGUACUCGGCACCUGCAGCAUGCCCUGGGCUAUCAAGAUAGUCAAUUUUUCGGAGCGCCAUCGCGACAAUGCCAGCUAUGAGCCGGAACUGCAUCCGGGCGUGACGUACAAGAUGCGCGAGCCCAAGGCCACGCUUAAGAUCUUCUCCACGGGCAGCAUAACGGUAACAGCCGCCAGCGUGAACGACGUCGAAUCCGCCAUACAGCAUAUAUAUCCCUUGGUGCACGAGUUCCGAAAGCAGCGCUCUGCAGAGGAGUUGCAGCAACUGCGUCAAAAGAAUCGUGCCGGCGAGGAGCUCAGCGAACAGGAGCAGCAGCUGGCAUCGGAGGGCAAGAGCCAGGACAAGGAUGAUGAGUUUUUGAACCCCAGCGCAACACACUCGGAGGCCGGCAGCACCCUCUACUCAAGUUCCCCGUAUGCGACCCGUCGCACAGAGCAGGUAACCAGCAGCAGCACCAGCAGUGGCGGUGACAACAUUUGUGCUAACGCACGUCGCCGGGCUACCGAGUGCUGGGCCACCAAGCUGCAGAACAAACGCCCGCGCUACAACGAUCCGGGGUCGACGACAACCGCCUCCGCCGGUCACAUGGGUCGCGCUGGGAGCAGCAACUGCAGCAGCAUCAGCAUCAAUAAACAAAGGACGGCGAAUUCAAAAUCCAAAUCAAAUAUUUACUAUAACAAAAACAAAAACGAAAAAAACAAGAGCCAAAUAUUUAUAUUUAAGAUUACGUUUAGACAGAGCAAUGUACGUAGUUGACAUUUGACGUACAGCGAGACUACAGACGCGGCGAUUAAAUUGAUCAGCUUCUGCGAGAUGGUAUAAAUUAAUUUUACCAUAUGCAUGUUCACAUACACACAUAUAUAGACUAAAUGUAACAAAUAUCAGCAAAUGUGUGCGACACACAUACGUAUAAAUAAAUACAUAUGUCAUUUACAUAUACGUAUUGAAACCCUCAAUAACUGCAAUUACGAUGAUAAUCUGCAACAGCGACUCGAACUCAAUGGAACAAGUGAAACUGGAACUUAAGCAACUAUUACACACAAACAAAC
Messenger RNA from Drosophila navojoa, 2615 nucleotides. It is a transcript of the gene Trf2, whose product is annotated as TATA box binding protein-related factor 2. Gene Ontology annotation, biological process: DNA-templated transcription initiation. NCBI's taxonomy places the organism in Eukaryota, Metazoa, Arthropoda, Insecta, Diptera, Drosophilidae. Gene Ontology annotation, molecular function: DNA binding. The record is from RefSeq and is a predicted model, not a curated record.